ACAUUCGCAGAUUGCUUUUAUUUCAGGCAGUAUACAAAGCAGCCGUAGGGUCCUAAUAUUUGAACUUUACUCGACCAAUCGGAUGUCUCCAAUUCGGCAGCUCUGCCGUUUGAAAUAAUUGCGGAAAGAUUUAGGGUAGUGAGUGAGUGGUUUUGGAUAUGUGGACGCUUCGCUGUACGGAAGCAUGUAUGUUUGUGUUUAACAAGUGUGGUUAGUUAAUCUAUUAUGAUGUUUUAGCUGUAGAUAAAUGCUAUUAGUUCGUAACCUUAUGUAUGCAGUGCUGGAUUUAAGUCGCUAGACUGUAUUGUUAGCCAAAUUAUAAGCUAAGUUAGCGAGUUAGCGGAAAUGCAAAUGCUGUGUGUAUACUAUUUAAGCUAAUGUUUGGCAUAGUUAACGUUAGUAUUUACUUGUUAGUUAGCGAUAACCCAACUUUUUAUAUUUUUAUAUGAAACCUAGUCAUUUGUAACUUGUGCAUCAGUGUCUAGCCUAAAGUUACGUAUUGAAAGUAAGAUUGAAGAAGGUUUUUGUAAGUUUGACGAGGGAUUUAACGAGAGGACUGUUCAGCGAACUAAGGAUUGAAAUUAUUCUGAGAGUAAAAAGCUCAUGUUGGCAAGUGUUGGUGGCUUGGUCGCUGGUUAGCUGAGUUACUAGCUAACGUUAGUGCCUACGAUUGUACGAAAGUUGGAUUCAGAUAGUUUUUUGGAAAGUGAGAAUGAAGGUUUUAGAAAGAAAUGUGAUGCGACUUGCAGUCGUGCAACAUCUUCGUGCUACAUACAACAUCAAGACAAAGAACUGGAACAAAAACAAACAGAACAGCAAGCUGUCAGCAAGCCAGUCGGUGAAAGUGUUUGGUGUACCACUCGAAGGUUUGCCCCAUUGUCCCCUGCUCGAUUAUGGCAGCGUACCAAGCUUUCUUGUGGACGCCUGCACAUAUCUAAUGGUGCAUGCAAACACAGAGGGUUUGUUCAGAAAGUCGGGGUCCAUUGUUCGCCUGAAGGCUCUCAGGGCUAAGCUGGAUCAGGGUGAGGACUGCUUGUCGUCUGCUCUCCCUGUGGAUGUGGCCGCACUGCUGAAGCAGUUCUUCAGGGAGAUGCCGGAGCCUGUGCUGUCCACGGAGCUGCACGCGUCCUUCCUCAAGGCCCAGGAGCUGCCCACAGAAGAGGAGCGGACCUCGGCCACCAUGCUGCUGUCCUGCGUGCUGCCUGAUCGAAACUUAAACACCAUGCGGUACUUCUUCAGCUUCCUCCAGAGUGUGUCUCAGAGGAGUGCUGAGAACAAAAUGGACAGCAGUAACCUGUCUGUGAUCUUCGCCCCUAACCUCCUGCACUGUGCAGAGGGGGCUGAGAAGAUGAACGCUGCCACUGAGAAGAAGCUCAAGCUGCAGGCCGCCGUGGUGCACUGCUUCAUACAGAAUGCGCGGGACUUCGGUGUGGUUCCCCAGUUCCUCCAGGAGAAGGUUCCAGCCAUGCUGGGCUGUGGGGCUGGUCUCUUCUCCCCGCCACUGGACCACGUGGAGGAGAACAGUGCCAACUCAGGCCUGAGGAGGAGCGGGAGGCGCAGCCUAGGAGAUUUGGUAAAUGGAGCACUGAAUAAGUUUUUAGUUAAUAGAACCCCUACAAGCACCCCCAAGUCUGAAGAAAGGGUGUUUUCCUCUGCAACCCCAGUGAUUAUGACGCCCAGGACCAAGCGCAAGCUUCCCAUGGACUCGGACCAGAACCGCGAGUCCUCCAACAAGAAACGCAGGUCCAUCAAGAAGAACCUGGGCAUCGAGCUGCUCCCCCACGUCUUGUUUGGCGCUGGGUCCACCCCUGGAUCAGUACACAGCGCCUGUUCUCCUUCAGUGGUGUCUACGGGCAAGACCACCAGACUGGCGGUGAGCUCUGCCCGCAGAAAGAGCAAAAGGCUGAGUUACAGAACCCAUCAGAUCAACAGGCAUGAGUCAGGCAAAUCUGGUUGCUUUUCUCCCAGAGUUCCUAAGAAAGAUGCAGCCAGGAAGUCCCUGCGUCUGCGCUUUAGCCUGGGCAAAGGCAUCAAAGAGACUACGUUUGGCUCACAGUCUCUCGGAGUGGCAAAGGGAUCAGAGACCAUUGGCUGGCGCCUGGCCACCCAGGACAGCACCACCAGUUUUCACGUCACCAAAGAGCCUGAUAGUAGCCCUGCUGUUAUUUUACGCAACAAGCACGCGUGUAAAGUCACCAAAUACAUCAGCCAAUCGGAGGACAACCUGCUGUCUCCCCAGCAUGGCCCUGAGGACUAUCGGAGCUCCUGGAAUGGCGAGACGCCUGACGGGGCCCCACCUUACCUGCACGACUCCUUCUCUGACACCCCCAUGAACGUGUGCCUGAAGAACAACUACUUCUCCGAGCCCGCCAUAGUCAGCGCCAAGCCCCCCGCAGUCUGCAGCCUCCCUAAGGCUAUUUGCUGCGCCACUAGUGCCGAGAGCCUGGACAGCGCCUGUUCUAUCGCAGAGGAGGGCUCCUCGACCGGGCCCACCCUGCUGAAGAUCAAUAGGGCCUUCAGGGAGUCUGGCAAUGCCCUGCAUGCUGUAGUAAAGGACCACAGCGCCUCUUGUGGACGGGAGGAGUUAGGACAACAGGAGAGGAGCCACCAUAGUGAGGCCCAGGCCUCUGUGCCAAAGGGCAGUGAAGAGACACUGAAGAGCGAAGGCUGCUUGGGUGUCCUCACCCCUGCCUAUAAGUGCGUAGUGGACGAGCAAAAUAUCACAUUCGGACAGAUCGAAAUCGUCCCCCUGUCCCCUCUUCACAUUGACAGUGCCUUGUUCGAAUUCGGGGGAUGGGACAGCAGAGAACAGUCCAGGGGGACCUUGGACAUGUCCACCUGUGCCGUCUAUGGCAGCCGCGACACCCUGGAUGAGCUGGACGAGGCGCCGGAAGCGGUCAACUGCAGCCAGCUGAUUGACGCGUUGGACAUUCAGAGUCCCGUGGUGUUCCGACUGAACUCUGUAGGCUGCCAGUCCACACCACACAAAGCCCAGCAGGAGUUGUUUAAAGAACCUUCACUGGUGCAGUGGGAGAGCUGUGGAGGUUCUAAGCCAGGACGAGACACGGUUGAACCAAAAAGUGAGGCUGCGCUCGCCAAGCCAAACAAGGAAGGCGUGGUCGUGAAGGUGGCGGACCAGAUCCAACGGUUUAACUUGCUCACUCUCAAAUCGCCCCAGGGUAAGAGGGUCCGAUCGCCCCUCAAGUUCCAGAGGACGCCUGUACGCCAGUCCGUUAGGAGGAUUAACUCCCUCUUAGAGAACUCCAGAAAACCUGGAGCCCAAUCGGGAUCCCUCGCGAAGCCUCGCCCCAUGCUGAAGACCACCAGCCUGGACGCUGGUCUUUCCACCGUCACCCAGCUAAAGCCUUUCCUUGCAGAUCCCUCUCAAGAAGAUGCGGUGAUCACCAAGGUGCCAUCCUUCUCCAAAACCCGACCCCCAGUCCCUCCAAAGAGGGUUUCCAUCCGUAACCCCUCUAGGAUCCCUGCCCUGGGAGACGUGACCAAUAAGGUGCCACAGAGGGCAAACGGUGACACCCCGGUAGCCAAUAGGAGUGAAACAUCUGAGCCCCCUCACAAGUCCCUACAGCAGUUGGUGGAGAAAGAAGUGGGGCACUACAGGGGCUCCCCUAGGUACCCCCUUAAUGGGGGCAGGCUCCUGUCCGCUACCAAACCCAUAGACCUUUGAGACGUUCCCACUGCUGUUGAGUCUGGUGCCAUGAGACGGCCAUGAGACUGUCGGUGACUUGACUUCUCAACUGUUCCUUAUGUUACUCUUACUUAUUGUUUGUUUCAGGGGUCUUAAUUUAUUUUUAUCGUUAUUUUUGUAGAGCAGCAUGGUUAGUUGGGUGAAUGUGGUUGAAGUUUGUGUUUAUGCUAUGGUAUAAGUCUUAAGGCUGUUGAAGGUAGACUUGAGUAGAGCUUGUAUGUUAAGGAAUAUAGAGAGUUAGUGUGCUGAGAAGAGUAGUGUGGAUGAGUGUAGGUGUUGUGGUUUGAGAGAAAGCGGAUGUGUUUUCCACAGAGGAUUUGAGUGUGCAACUUUUUACUUGUAUUUGCUUUUAUUUAUGUACUGUAUGUCUGGUGAAUUCUUUGAGUCUUCUAAGAAGAUGUAACUGCAACGGUGAAAUUAUGAACAAAUGUUGUCAAACAGUAUUAGCUCCUGAAGUCUGCUUUAAAUUUGCUGUCCCAUAUUUCAAUACCAAAACAGAAAUUGCAAUCUGAAAGUGGGGGGAACAAAAGUUUUCAGAAAAUUGAUUUUUAUUUUUUAUUACCAUAUAAAUGAUAUCCCAAAAUCCAA
Messenger RNA from Clupea harengus (Atlantic herring), 4294 nucleotides. It is a transcript of the gene arhgap11a, whose product is annotated as Rho GTPase activating protein 11A. Gene Ontology annotation, molecular function: GTPase activator activity. Lineage: Eukaryota; Metazoa; Chordata; Actinopteri; Clupeiformes; Clupeidae. Gene Ontology annotation, biological process: signal transduction. The record is from RefSeq and is a predicted model, not a curated record.